CCACUGUGCAAGGCUGUCACUUUGGGGCUGGGAGCUGUGUGGAGCUGCAGGAGUAUCUCCUACCACCAUCUUCUGGAAGGCACCAAGAACUACAGGCUCUGCCAAGUGUCCUGGGGUGUGUGAGGAGUCAGCCAGGAUGGCAAGUACGGAUGUCUUAGUGAAACACGUGCUGAUGAAUAUUAUCUUCUCACUUCAGCCCAUCUGUCAGGCAGCUUAUAACAACGAUUUCAACAAAGUUCAUCUCCUUUUGGAGAGCAACAGCGACUGUUUGAAUGUCCAGGACAGCUUCUUUGGAGACACCCCCUUAAUCUGUGCAUGUAAACAAGGAAACAACAGGAUAGUUAACUAUCUUCUUAGGAAACAUGCUGAUGUCAACCUCAGAAAUAAGAAGGGCUGCACUUGCCUCCACUAUGCUGUGAGGAAACGGUUCACCUUCCUUGACUAUGUGCUCAUCAUAAUCCUCAUGCCAGUUAUGCUCAUUGGGUACCUUCUCAUGGUUUCAAAGACAAAACAGAAUGAACACCUGGUCAAGAUGCUGCUUAGAGCUGGAGUGGAUGUGAAUGCUACAGACUCUUCUGGCAGCACAGCCCUUCACUAUGCUUGUGAAAUGAAAAACCAGGCAGUCAUUCCUCUACUGCUAGAAGCUCAUGCAGACACUUCUGUAAAGAAUCAGAAUGGGGAGACUCCCCUAGAUAUAGCAAGAAGAUUACAGUUCCACAGCAUUGAAAGCAUGAUAAGAAAAGAUUCUUAGCCAUCAAGGACUCUCAAACAUGCAGAAAAUUACCUCAUCUGACAACCCACCUUUCACAACAGCAGAAGUGCUGCAGAGGUUGGGGGCUGAUGCUUGAUAAAGACUCAGUCCACAUCCACCCCUUCCUUGCUGCAAACUUGGACAAUUUUGUGUGAGAUUUAUCAGUGCCCCAAGGCCAUGAAGUUCAUUUUGUUUUACUAAGCCAUGAAUUACUACAACAGUGUUCAAAAUAUCGCCCUUUCCAUCUGCUUCAUCAUAUUACUUGACUUCUGCAGACUGUGGAUUUUGAAAGCUAGCUAUAAAAUAUCUGGAAGCCUAAACAUUGCAUAUGAUGGUUGGCAGCCAACGCAAAAAUAAAAUAUCCUUUAGAGUGUGUGCUACUUGUUAGCUUCCAUAGGGAAGCUAAACAAUGUGCUACAGCAGUUAUAAAAGGUCUGGUAUCCUUCUUCUUAGUAUUUAUCUUCCUACAAUGGGAGGGGCUGGGAAAACAGAUCUCUCAGCUGAGCCGUUCGUCCUUCCAUCCUUCCUACGAUUUUCACACACCUUAAUUCUCCCUGUGUUACUACAAGAGUAGGACUUAGAUUUCAUCUAAGAAACAGCAAAAAGAGAUUCAAUGCCUUGCUGGAUUAGGAAAGAAAGUCAAUUCCCAGAUCACUUAAAUGCAUUAAGAAAUAGUAAAGAAAAUAUAUUUGGCUCAGUAGAGAAACAGGUCUCUAGACUACCUUUCCAAUAUAAACCGUGCACUAAAGAAAAAAAAAAAAGAGUCAAUAAAUGAAAUGCUGUUGAUGGAAACCAGAUGUGUCAUUCCCAUGGGACUAGGCAGGAUAGCCUGCUGUACAGAGUGGUGCAUGCAGCAGGGGAUAAUACCAAUCAUAAUAAUAAUAUAU
Zonotrichia albicollis (white-throated sparrow) is the source of this 1638-nucleotide messenger RNA. Lineage: Eukaryota; Metazoa; Chordata; Aves; Passeriformes; Passerellidae. The record is from RefSeq and is a predicted model, not a curated record.